This is a messenger RNA of Malurus melanocephalus (red-backed fairy wren), 2228 nucleotides long. RefSeq names its product histidine triad nucleotide binding protein 3 (gene HINT3). Lineage: Eukaryota; Metazoa; Chordata; Aves; Passeriformes; Maluridae. The record is from RefSeq and is a predicted model, not a curated record. Gene Ontology annotation, molecular function: catalytic activity. Bases 42 to 560 code for a protein of 172 amino acids. The transcript has 5 exons.
GGGCCGGCAGCGGCACCGGGAGCAGCACCGGGAGCAGCGCCAUGGCCGGGCCUCAAGCCGCGGGUGGUGCCGCCACCGCCGCCGCCGCUGAGGGGAGCGAAGCCGGGAAUGGCGGCCGCGAAGGCUACGACGGGAAGUGCGUGUUCUGCAGGAUCGCCCGCCGGGAGGAGCCGGGCACGGUGCUGCUCCCCUGYGAGGAUGAAGACCUUGUUUGCUUUAGAGAUAUAAAACCUGGUGCCCCCCACCACUACCUGGUGGUGCCCGUGAARCACAUGGGAAACUGCAAAACACUGAAGACAGAGCACAUACCUCUCGUGAARAGAAUGAUGGAAGUUGGAAAAGCUGUUCUCCAGAAAAAUAAUUUUAGUGACUUGAAUGACGUAAGAAUGGGUUUUCACUGGCCUCCGUUCUGCUCGAUAGCCCAUUUGCAUCUUCAUGUCCUGGCCCCAGCCAGUCAGCUGGGAUUCUUAUCCAGGAUCUACUACAGAAUCAAUUCCUACUGGUUUAUCACGGCUGAACAACUGAUCGAGAGAUUGCAAACUGAAAAUGCUGCCAGCUGAAAGCUUGUGUUGUUUGGUCUUUGAGCUCUGAUUUAAGGUUGCACAGUUUGAUGUUGCCAAUAAUAUCCCAGGAUAAAAAAAGCUUUAGUUCCUUAUGAGGAAAUAGAGAAUUUGUAGCUGCCAACCUAAUUCUUCCAUUUGGAUACUUCAGUCUGUAUGCUUCCCUGGCAAUAGCAUGAUGUAUUUCAGUUAUAAUUUUGUAUUUGUGUAUAUGUAUACAUCAUCUACACAAACACAUGCACACAGGCAGAGAACUUUUCCUAUUAAAAGGCAAAGUGUAGCAACAGAAUGUAUUGCAACCAAGGCAACAAGUUACAACUAACAGCAUGUGAACAGUGCCAAAGGGAGUAUUUGUUGCGGAAUCAAGCUUUCAUGUUCAAGAAUAAUUAUUCUGGGAUGGCAGGUAACAUUUCAAACAUUUGUUCCCAUCUGCAUUUGUAUGAUGUGUUACAUAUGCCUAGUAAUGAGUAGGUACAUUGCUGAAAAUACAGUACUGACUUUCUGGUGCUAAAACCGUUCAAUGUUACCUGCCUCGUUUGCAUCACAGUGACACCGUAAAUGUCAAUACAAUAUGUUCCCAAGAUGUGAUAAUGCUGUAUAACAUAGUAUAUAGUUUAUAUGUAAAUAGAUUUAAAGAUUUUUUCCAUCUUAUGUGCACAAUAUUUGAAAUUAGUUAUUAUAUGUUUACAGAAAAUGUGAAGAGUUCAGAAAAAUGGAUUUAAUGUUUUAAAAUUCUGCAUGGCAGUAGAUUGAAAAACCCAGAUUUUCUGAUUUUCCAAUUCUCACUGGAAGUCCCUUGGAGAUUACUAAUGCUUGGCUGAAUUUGGAUUAUAAAUGAAGUCAUAAGAGAAGCUGGUCUUAAAUGCAGUGUGUGUGUGGCAGGCUUACAUAAGAGCAAUGUGAUUUGACUUUGGRAUAGCAGGGACUCAGCCCAAAAUUGGAACAUGCCAAGUUGCUUAAGGAACCUGCUGAACAUUUGCCUUUGCUGCAUGACUCUAAUCAGGAAUGCUAGCACUUGUUUUUCAAUACCAUAAUAAGGCAGACUGUUUGGAAAGUUAAAACUCCAGAACACAUGGAGUGGAUUUUCUUUGUUCACAGAGCACGUCUUGGUGCUGAACUAACCAAGUGCCCUUGCCUGAUGCAUUCAGAUGCAGCUGAGGUGAGAAUGUUGCACCUGCAAGCUUCCCUGAACAUAAAAGUUUCUCUGUUUUCCACRGAUCCAGCACCUGUUGCCUUAGUGAUACAGUGUACUGUAAUAUUCUUACAGUACUUCUGAGAGUCUGCACUCUUCUGAAGAACAGCAUUUUCCACCUGGAAGAGUUGACACCCCUGUCUCUCUUAAGAGCCUCUUCCUGAUGUCUUGUUCUUAUUAGUGGGCACUCACAUGUCAUUUGCCACCCUUUGGGGUUUUUAAUUUGUGACAUUUGGAAGGAAAAGUGUGACUUAAAGCCACUGAACUUUGACUGCAAUAGAUGAGGCGGUUUGAACUUCCUAACUUAAUGAAACACCUGAACAUUAAGGAUUUUCAAGAAUYACUACUGUGUAUGGGUUCUGAUCUGUAAUUAAUUUAUGUAACUAUACUAAACUGUGACAUAAUAUUUAAGAUAMUAACAUGAACUGUUGUCAAAAAGGACUGAUAAGUAGAAUAAACGCUAAUCUUGGAAUGAU